Molecule: messenger RNA, 1166 nt
Organism: Melanotaenia boesemani (Boeseman's rainbowfish)
Lineage: Eukaryota; Metazoa; Chordata; Actinopteri; Atheriniformes; Melanotaeniidae
Gene: bola3
Product: bolA family member 3
Exons: 4
Coding region: 81-428 (115 amino acids)
Source: RefSeq, a predicted model, not a curated record
GACGAAGCUAUUGUCAGGACAUGACUUGUUGAGUGGCCGGUGUGGGUUUUGUAACUGUAAACUAACGUUUAAUUCCCACGAUGUUAGCUUCUAGACGUAUCUGUACCAGCAAUAUGAUCUCUGCUCUCCGUGUACUUCGCUGUAAUCAAGUAGCCCUCGCUGGUCAGAUGCAGAGAUGUAUGUCCACGCAAACAGAUGGAGAGAUCCGCAUCGCAAAAAUACUGAAAGAGAAGUUUCCGUUAGCUUCAUCGCUCAAAGUUUUGGAUAUAUCAGGUGGCUGUGGGGCCAUGUAUGAGAUUCAUAUAGAAUCCAGUGAGUUCAAAGGAAAAAGGACUGUUCAGCAACACCAGCUAGUAAAUCAGGCACUCAAGGAAGAGAUUCAAGGAAUGCACGGCCUGCGAAUAUUUACUGAUGUCCCAAAACAGUAGACGAAGACCUCUUGACCGACAAUGUUUUCCUUUGUUCACAGAUUAAAAAUAUGAAUGUACAACAAUGCACUAUGUUACGCACAGAUAAUGUGAAAUGUAUGUCAGAUUACAAUAAGCUUUUUUUUCUGAAACUUACAAGAUAUUUCCUACUGGUACAUAAUAUAUAAAACCAGUGAAGGCUGUGAUACGCACAAAAUGCCAAAUGACUACAAAUGUUAGUCUGGCAUCAAGUCAUGUAAGAUGCUUUCCUAUCUGGGGUGUCUUCUCAGGUUUAAUGGUGAUGUAAAGCAGGCUUUCUAGAGAGUAAAAGACCCAGUCAUCAUGACUAGGAAAGAAUAGCUAAAGACCCUUGCUUUAAACUUACGAAAUAAUCUGCUUAAGCAUUAAUUUGCAUUGCUGCUGACAAUUUGACCACAAUUUGUGUAUUGCUGUCAUUUAAAAACUUUGUGUUUUUAAAUUGGUUCCUAACAUUACAUGAACCUUGUGUUUUUGUUCAUUAAGCAUACUUAAUGGAAGCUGAUAUAAAAAAUUCAGAUGGUUAGUUUGAAUACUUUUAUGAUCAAAAAUCUAUUUCAAGAUUUAAAAUGGUGUUACUCAGAUAUGUGAAAUUCUUGCUUUGUUGGUCCAGUAGUCCAAAAAAAAAAAAAAAAAAGAUCAAAUUACAAUGCAAUAAUACAGGCAUGUUAAGAAAAAAUACAAUAUCCAAUAAGUUACAACAAAUAAAAUACUUCAGAAAUA